AAAUUAUUUACAUAAUAAAUGAAUGAAGUCUUGACAAGCUAUAAUUAACGGAAGAGAGAUAAAUUGUUAAUGUAAAGUGCUGUUUGUCACUGGUCGCAUCGGAUUACCUAGGGAAAUCGUCCUGAUAUACCUUCUAAUGAAAAUUCAGUAGAUUUAGCUUGGCGUUCUUUAUAAGUCUCAGCCCCAAGGAGGUAUCUCAGCCAAGCGUAUAACCGGUAAACACAGCUAGCAAGAGAGCUCGAUCACGUAGACGUCAACUUCAAAGGCUUCCAAUUGCCUUGACUUCUUGGUUUAAAAAAAAAAUGGUUGUGUGGACGAUAAAUAGCGCUGGUUUUCUGGUCGUUACUAUCUUGUUAGGUUUGACAUCAUUCAUUGGCAUGGUAGGCAACGGAAUAGUAUUAGCAAUUAUCACUACACUUCGUCGUCGUGGACGUAAAUCCCCUGUCCAUUUGUUCCUGUGCCACCUCGCCAUAUCUGACUUUUUUGUUUGUGUCMUCUGCAUACCGCUGACCAUAUUUAGCAAUUUUCAUUACCCAACGACCGCUGACCUGUUGGAUGUCGUACUUUGCAAAUUUGUCCGAUUUGUCCAGUUCGUAUCACCUACCAUUUCCAUAGCUGUCCUUACUGUCAUCAGCAUUGAUCGCUACUUAUCCUUAGCAAGACCAAUGCUCUCCAAGGCACCUCGUUUACGCGUCCUCCGUCCAAACUGGCUCAUUUCCUUCGCUUGGCUGUACUCAACGCUCCAGUUCUUACCAACAUUCUAUUUCUCUUCUCUAGUGCCUAUCGAUAUAUCAAACACGACUAGUUUCCACUAUUGCACUCCGAUACCAAAUAAAAGUUCGUCCGGGAAAAUAUACCUUGUAUUGCUAUUCUUGGCUUCCUUUGUUGUUCCAGUGAGUACAAUGAGUGUGUUGUAUUACCGCGUAGCUAGAGUGGUCUGGAACCGAAAAAAGACGCUUUUAGUUCUAUCGAYAAGCCAGAGCGUUCAAAGUUCAAAAAUAAUGGAAGGCUCGCGAAAGAAGGUCAUUCGUAUGCUUCUUAUAGUUGUCGCUGUGUUCUUUAUUUGCUGGACGCCGUUCGUUGUGUACAGCGGUUUCCUUGAGGAACGCCUUAAGGGGUUCCCUAAUCCUAUGGACGCGGUAAGACUAGGUUUGUAYGGACUUGGCUUGUUCAACUCAAUCUGUAAUCCAUUCAUUUACUACUUCAAUGGRAAUUUCAAUCCUCGGGUCUUACUGGAAGACGAACGUCGAGCAAGAAGCUCGAGCGCCUCAUCUUUGUCAUACUACAACUUAAAACUCCAAAAGCCACGUUCGUCGUCGUCUGCAACAACUUGUUCACAGUUGAACUCUUCGAACAAUAAUAGAAACGCAAGCUACAGUUGGGAAGCCCGAAGCCGAGCUUUCUCGACUCUGAGUACUGUAUCUAUGCAGGCUUGUACAAAACCGGAAGAACCCGUUUCUCCGGUGUUCUACCCGGAAGGUCAUUCAAUGGAAACACAUCUGUGAUUUACUGGGCACGUUGGGAAAACACAGUAUUCAGUAAAAUUUGAGAAUUAAAAAAAGAAAUAACAAAGAGGUUUAUUUGUCGACCUCAGACAUUUUGUGAGCGAUCGAAACACUGUAUGAUAAGGAAGAUAUUUGUACCCAAGCUAGACCAGUAUGCACCUCGUCCACUSUGUCGUGGCUAGCAUUGCCGACUAUCCAUUUGAGACCAGAAUGCACCUAGUUCACUUUGUAGUGCUAGUAUUACUAAAUGCACAUAUGAAUUACAAGUAUGAUAAAAAGAUGGUUUUUAUCCAGGCUAGACCAGAACACACCAUAUGCAGUAUAUCAGGUCUAGCGUUUAUUGGAUACCCAUAUAAGACAUGAUGAACGAACAAAAGAUGUUUGYACCCAAGCUAGACCACAAUGCAUYUUAUUCGUUAUCCUAGGUGUAGCAUUGCUGAACACCCAUAUAAGACUUGAUUGAACAAAAGAYGUUUGUACCCAAGCCAGUGUGCACCAUGUUUGCUUCCYUAGGUCUAGCUUUGCUGGAUACUCAAUGAACAAAAUGUUYCUACCCAAGCUAGACCACAAUGCUCCAUGUUCGCUAUCUGGAAAAAGGGACUACAAUUAUYAAAUUGUGUACAAUUUUAAUAGAUUCUUUUAUCAUAAAGACACCUGUUAACAGCAACAUUAAGUAAACACAUCAGAUCAGAUGAAUAUUAGGUUGCGCUUGUUAGAAUUUAUUACACAUUUAGGGUCGAUAUCCGUGUGAUAAAGUCGUGAAUAAAAACUAUAACAGUGAAGAGAUACGAUAUCACUUCACGGUAAACGGGAAACUAGAAAUUUUGUUAUUGUAUGGAACCUAAAUGCGUUAUAAACAAAUGAAUACAUGUUAAGGGUUAAGAGGAAUUUUAUUCAUUCGUUUUCCAUAUUAUAUCACUCACUUUCGGACUCGCUCGUUCGCGAUAUAGACCCCUUGCAGCACUUUGGAAUGCAGCUCCAUCUGGGAGUCAAAACAAUAGUUUCCAAUUAUCAUGAGAUUGGAAUUUUGUUCUUUUGUCCCCGAGAUCGAGCUGCUUUGACGUCACAUGCAAGAGGUCCUCGUAGAAUUCAACUCUAUUUCAAUGCAAAAACUGUGCCAGAACGUUUAUAUUAUUUGGAACACCAAUAUGGCUGCCGUGUCAUGUGAGUGAAAACGCCCUAUAAUAUGGAAACCAGUAAAUGAAAACGAUAACGAGCUCUUUUUAAAACAUGUGACAACUUCUAUUUACUUUGUAUAUAUUACCCCAUUUGGCACAUGAAAGCAAGUCUUACAGCCAAAUAGUCACCCCAAAAUUUAAAAAAAAAAAAAAAAAA
Messenger RNA from Actinia tenebrosa (Australian red waratah sea anemone), 2840 nucleotides. RefSeq names its product pyroglutamylated RF-amide peptide receptor. Lineage: Eukaryota; Metazoa; Cnidaria; Anthozoa; Actiniaria; Actiniidae. The record is from RefSeq and is a predicted model, not a curated record. Gene Ontology annotation, biological process: G protein-coupled receptor signaling pathway. Gene Ontology annotation, molecular function: G protein-coupled receptor activity. Gene Ontology annotation, cellular component: plasma membrane.